Tuber aestivum (summer truffle) is the source of this 1863-nucleotide messenger RNA. NCBI's taxonomy places the organism in Eukaryota, Fungi, Ascomycota, Pezizomycetes, Pezizales, Tuberaceae. The record is from the annotation of a GenBank genome assembly.
AUAGCGAGGUCGGGGAAAGAAGGGGGAGGAAGAAGGGAUGGGAUCGGAAGGAGACGAGCAGAACCGUUGGGACCAAAGAAGCGAUUGGGACGAAGAGAGGUCCGCUUGGGUCGGUCAGAAGUCGGGCAAAGUGACGAUGGAAUGAAAUGAUUCUGCCCAUCUGCCGAUCUUCUCGUUAGCCAGGGUCACAAUUGGGCUACUCGAGUACUGCACAGUGCUCCUGUGGGGGCUCCCCAGCCAAACUACUCGAGUCUCCCCCUACAUAAAAUUAUGCACAGCCAUUUAAAUAACUCUUCCCUCCCCCACCCCAUCAGGCUCUUCCCUUCCCCCUCUGCUCGAACCCUUCCUCUCCUCCACUUUUCCUUUGAAGGUUUGGUCUGAUCCUAUUGGUCGGCCCGAAAAUGUCGUCGAGGAAUAAUUCAGUUUCGACCACAACUAGCUACGCUACUAAUGCCUCUUCCUCCACCGCGGCGACAAGCAUCUCGGCGCGGUCGUCAGAGGAUAGGAACACGGUUCUUUCGGAUUUCAAUCCUACGGUUGUCUUGUAUAUUCCGCCCCGCGGAAGUUUACCCUCAUCCAGGAAUGCAAUACCUAUUCACGACCUUACACCAUAUAUAAAGGUUCUCGACCGCGAGAACCUAACCAAGAAGCAGUUGAGGACUUUACACGCUACGAAGCCUUGGGAGAAGGAUGGCGAGGAUGGCGGACAGGGAUUGGUCUCGCGGAGGAUGGGGCUGGGCAGUGGACGCUCAGUUUUAGGGGAGUCGAUAGAGUGGAGGGUGCCUUGGGAUGUGAUGAAGCCGGCGAAAAUUAAGGGCGGCGGGGAGGAGUUGGAUGUCUGGUGCGGGAAGGAAGAUAGGAGGGCACAGUUGUUCGAUGUGGGCAACGCUAGGUACGUAUGUUUACGCUGGAAUUUUGGCUCCACGGUGCCGGAGUUUGUAAGGAGGAGGAGGGGGGGGGGUAUGGGAAGAGGAAGGAGGGGAAGGAGGAUAAUUUACGGCAUGGGCUUAUAUAAUGCUGGUGGUACCAGGUACGUCUGGCGAUUCAACGAAGGUUCCAACCAGGUCUUGCUUGAGAAGUACAUGGAAGAUACCAAGAGCAGACACUACAUUGGGGCACUUUACAUUAAGGUGAGAAUUAUCUCCGAAACCUCCUUGCCCUGCCCGCGUACCUGUACCUACGAGCGAUACGCUCCCGGGUUUAGGGAGGAAAAUUAUAUUCCCCAAUAAUUACAUCCCUGUCGCUAACCCACUUCCAACUGCCAGACAACCCCGUUCCCGGCGCUCGGCCCAUUGACAUCGAUCGGCGGGACAUUAAUCCUCGACGAGAGAGGACUCGACAAGCUCACCGCCCUCGCGAGCGUUCUUAUACUGCUGAAGCGAGAACGGCAACGAAGACGUGUUGGCGGAGGAACUGCCUAAUCUUCCCCUCCUCUCCCUCUCUUUUCCUAUCUUUUAAUCUACUCGCACCCUACUUUGCCACUAUUUCUUCCCUUUGAUUCACUUGUCAUUCAUACCGCUUGCAUCGGGGUUGUGUGGGAUGUAUCAUAAUAUUUGGGUGGUCGGAGUUUGGAGUUUAAGUGUGCCCGGGGGAUCGGUAGCAGAUACUCGAGGAGCAGGAUGCUAUUUAUCCGGGCAUUUUGUGUGGACGGACCUCAGUGGUUCAGAACUUUUUCAAAAAAAAAAACCCCCCGAAAAAAACAGGUUUAGGCAGGAUCUUUCUUUUCACUACUCUUAUCAUAAUUUACCAUACCGGUACUUGCUCUCUUUUUCCCCUUCCCCCUCCUUCCUAUGAUAUCCUUCAUUCUUCCCUCCUGCGCUGCGAGGAAAGAAAUACCGGUUCCUUGUCACACACCCCACCCCC